Hemibagrus wyckioides is the source of this 4345-nucleotide messenger RNA. It is a transcript of the gene c2cd2l, whose product is annotated as c2cd2 like. NCBI's taxonomy places the organism in Eukaryota, Metazoa, Chordata, Actinopteri, Siluriformes, Bagridae. Gene Ontology annotation, biological process: positive regulation of insulin secretion involved in cellular response to glucose stimulus. The record is from RefSeq and is a predicted model, not a curated record. The transcript has 15 exons. Bases 275 to 2392 code for a protein of 705 amino acids. Gene Ontology annotation, cellular component: cytoplasmic side of apical plasma membrane. Gene Ontology annotation, molecular function: phosphatidylinositol binding; phosphatidylinositol transfer activity.
CAGAGCGGCGCAGAACAGAGCAAGUGUCUCAAUUGGCAUUCGUGGCUGCUUUCUAGCUUCUGCGCACAUUUUCGGCUUACCAGCGAGAAUUUCGGAGGCUAGCCGCAGAGGCUAGCUGUCAGUGACGAUCCGUGUCCGCCUCGGUGCUGUCUCCCGGCUAAGAUCGUUCAGUUUAAUCGCUGGAGAAAUAGCAAACCAAAACACGGCUCUCAGAUUGAUGAAUCAGCCUUUCUAGCCCAUGUUGAAAAUGGGACCCAAGUGAUCAGGGGAGACGAUGGACAUUGAGGACGUAAGCUGGCCGAUCCUGGUGGCGCUCUUCUGCGUCUCGCUCCUGGUUGUGCUCACAUGGCUCGUUCAGUUCUCGCAGGCUCUGCUGUGGUCCAGGAGAGGCAGCCGAGCGGCGCAGAGCAGAGACGCGCCGUGGCAGCUGCCCCUACGCCUCACUCACCACACACUGACGGGAGGAGUGUGGGGUUUGCUGCUCAGGUACCGGCUGGGCCGAUGCGACUCUGAGGCUGGUGUCAAGGGCCUCCUGUCCUCACUUUUCACGUUCAGGUCGUUCAGAGAGCACUGUCAGCGAGCGUGGGUGAGAGCACUCAACGAGCAAGCCUGCCGGCAAGGGAGCUCAAUUCAGAUCACCUUCGACGAUAGCAUUCAGCUCCCCGUGUCUGCGUCCAUCGAGCAUGUGACCUGCACAGACCAGUCAGCACACAGCAUGGUUCUGCAGUGCAAAUGUUUGUUUGACACGGUAACGUUCCCUGUAACGGUCACUCAGCAGUCACCGGCAGCCGUCUCCAUGGACACGUACCAGGUUUCCAUGGAGCCCAUGCAGGCCCAGUUGCAGGUCUGCUUGGAGGAGGUGGAGAAAGAAGGUCUCCUGGUGUCCUGGAUGUUUUCCCAGCAGCCCCUGGUCUCGUUAACCCUGACACCUCGACACAGAGUUCAGAGAGAGGAUUCGGAGUCGGAGGUGGACGUGGAUAUGAUAAAGAAGCUGGUGGAGGAUACACUAUACACCACGCAGCCUGCAAUGAUCCUCAACCUGAGAGCAUGUGUCUCCAGUCCUGCUUUUCCACGCGAAAAACAAGAAGGGAGUCAAAACUCUCCACAGCAGAGCAACGCUAUCAAACGCCUUCUGGUUCGCCAGCUCAAAGUAUCCCGGAUCAAAAAAGGUCCACAGGAUCACGUUGGGGAGCUGUGCUGCGUGCUGAGCCUGGACAUCCCACUGCUGGAGAAGAGAACCCGCUUCCUCACACCUUCCUCCAGCCCCAGAGCCACGCUGGACUGGGGGGAGGACCUUACACUGGAUUUGCAGCCAGAAACCAAAGAACUCAAAGUUAGACUAGUGGAGCGCAAUAGCAAAGGAGAACAAUUCUUGCCGGGCCACGCUUGCUUAUCCCUGGAUAUCCCUAAGAGGAGUCCCAGUGGACAGCAAACACUUUCCAUUACACCAGGUCAUGGUCUAACACCGACAGCAACUGUCACGUUGGAGCUCCUGUAUGUGGAGCUGAAUGACGUGCGUGGAUGUCAUAAUGCCACACCGCUCCGCUCCUCACUCACGCCGUCCAAAAAAGUGGAUGUGGACCGUACCAUCAUGCCUGAUGGCACUAUUGUCACUACAGUCACCACCAUCCAGUCACGGCCGAAGCUGGACCGCAAACUAGGAGAUUCUCCUUCCAAGUCUCCAUCUAAAGUGGAGGUUACAGAGAAAAGACCGACGGUGUUGACGGACAGCUUCCACAGCCGAGACAGCGUCAGCCCCACAGCCAGCAAAAGCCCCAUCUCAAACGGGCUGGAUCCUGUAGCCGAGACAGCAAUCCGGCAGCUGACUGAGUCGGCCAGUAAGGUGGUGAAGAAGACGCCCACUAAACGCAGCACCCUCAUCAUCUCUGGAGUGUCAAAGGUUCCAAUUACAGAAGACGACUCCGCGCUGUCGGUGGGCUAUGCUGCAGCCAUGGACGCUGCCUUGCAGGGAGAGAAUUCUCCCGCAGGGGCCCCCAACCAUCACGGAGCUGCAGGACACCAGGAUGCAGAUGAGACCACACCAUCCGAUGCAUCCGAACGGCCGUCCGUGGAUGACGUGGAGUCGGAGACAGGCUCUACUGGGGCACUCGAGACACGUAGCCUCAAAGAUCACAAAGUGGGCUUCCUCCGGAGUGGCACAAAGCUCUUGUUCCGCAAGAGACACAGGCAGAAGAACUCGAGCUUCAGCCAGUCCCACGAGGACGUCACCAACCUGGACAACGACCCGUCCACGGCUUCCUGUUCCUCCAGUGGGCGCAAGAAAUCCGGAAGCUUCUCUCGCCGCCUCAUCAAACGCUUCUCCUUCCGCUCAUCUAAAAGCAAGGGCAAAAACAGUUCUACAAACGGAGGAGCCAGCACGCUUGACAACUGAAAACACUGAGAAAAGCGGAAAGACACGGUGCAGGCGCCUGUCAAAAGACGUUUGAAAGAGUUAAUAAAAAUAAGUUCACUAAGAUAAUAAGUCCUUGAUUUAGUGGUGUUUGUUUUUCAAAGCCUUUUAUGUGACUCAAAAGGCAAAAGGCUGCAUUUUGACCCUUUGUGCUUGACCCCACGCAAACGAUGAGGACUGAUGGCUCAGGCUGAAAUCUCAGAUAUGGGGAAAACAAAGGGUUUGUGAAUUUCUGAAAGACGUUUGAUUGUCUUAAAUGGUUUAUUUAAUAAAAUAUUUCAAAUGGCUGCUUUUCUGGAAAAUAAGGAAGAACAACCGUAGAAGAGUGAAAUGCUGUUUUAUAUGUUCAGCACAAGGGGGCGAUGUGACCCAAUCCUCAUCAAAGCCUCCCUAACUUUAUGUUGCUAUAUAUUUUUUAUUAUUUAUUUUAAUUUCCAUCGGCUGCACUUUUGGGACUUUAUCAGAUUGUUUACAGUGCCGGGGAGCAUCUCAUGAUGUUUUAUCACUUUGUGUUUUGUAAGGUCAUGACACUAAAUUAUUAUGUCUUACAAAACUGGGAGUUUCUCAUAUAUUACAUACAAUGCAGCUUGUACUGUGUGCUUAGUUGUUUUGCUGUAGUUAAUGGCAAUUUAGAUCGGAUAUUAAGCUGUUUUUCAAAUAGUGGUACUUAUUUGCUUUUCAUUGUGGCACAGUCUUCUUUUAUAAUAUUUAUUUGUGAACAAAAAAAAAAUCUCAUGGUUAGGUUUAAGGGGAAUUUAUUUGCUUGUAAGUUAGGACACAGGUGAUGGAGAUAAACUAAGUAAAGUGAUCUAUGUUUGUUCUUAAAUUAUAUUUACUAUAAGUUGAAAAAUAUUUCAGGGUUCAUGCAUAUGAAACAAAACAAAACAAAAGACAACCUCAGGGGACAUUGUUAAUGGUUUGCGCAAAUAGUUUUCCAUCUUUUCCACACCGAUCCCAGAACAUUUGCUUGAAAUCUUUAUUUUCUUCCUUAACUGCAAUAAUCCCCAGCCCCCUUUCCUAGCAUGGAUCACUGGGAGAACCUGGCCUAAAUGUAUGUAAAUAGUGCUGUUUAAAUGAGAUUGCUUUAAUGUGUAAAUAGUUUUACAGUUGUGGAGGAGACGGCUGUUUCUAAAUUGACAUUUAAAUUAGCUUUGCACCUCAAAUGACAGGCUUUACGAGGAGGGUUUAAUUCUUACUUGGCCUGAAGAAGAGCCAUUUUUUUAGCUAUACAAAUAAUUUGUCCCACUUAUUAAAGUGCAGUAAAGCUUUUUGCCCGUUCUCCAUGCUCUUUGACUUCACACCCACACAUUCCAUUGCAUGGCCUUUAUUUAUGGAAGAUUUCUCGCAAAUCAUAUAGAAGUCAGUAAUGUUUUAAAGUGAAUCGUCUUAUGCCAGGCUGUGUGGUUUCUGGUCUCUUCUCUGCUAAUGGUGUGAAUUAUUAAUAAAAAAACACCCACAAACACACUAGCACUAACCUUAUAGGCCCAGAAUCUUUUUUUCUUUCUUUCCCAACACUCAACAGAGAUGAAGGUCCCCUCCGAUAGUUGGAGCUUUAUAUUACCGAUGUUUAAUUUAUUCUGAAUAACUUAUUAUUAUUAUUAUUUUUGAAAAUGCAGUCUUUUUUUUUUUUUUUUAGUUAUUCUUCUCCACUAACCCAGACUGUGCUUAUCUUCAAACACAGCACUGCAUUUUACUCUGUGGAAAAAUAAAUAAAUAAAUACAUCAUGUACCUGAAUGCCAUGGCCAGUAAAUGCAAAAAUGUAAUUCAACAAAAAUGUUGUAUUUCCUCAGACAAUAAUUUUGUUGCAGAAGACAUGAACAUCACCAUGAGGAUCCUCUGUGUGAUAAGAUUUAAGGGUAGAUGAGGACAUUUGAUUGACCAGAUUGUUAAGAGUUUUGCAAGAAACCAAUAAAGACACAUUUUUGUUGGCUUCC